AUGUCAGAGCCCAGCCAGAGCGUGGCGGUGACAGUCCAGGUUUAUGGCGACACGCAAGCCAACCGCGACGAGGUCGUCCAAAGCAAGACGCUCCGCCUCUCACUCUCGCUCACCGUCUCGGAAGCCAUUGCCGAGAUCGCCCGACAGACACGCCACUCUCCCGACGGACGUGGUCUAUACCAGCCCAUUGGUCCUGGUGUGGUCGAACCGCGAUGGCUUGUGGAAGAUCAAAAGCUCUUUGGACGCGUCUCGGCAGACUCGGAGCUGUACUUUAAGCUCAAGAUGCGGAGAGUUAAGGUCCAGAUUCUCGGCGACAAGGCGACGGUGGUGCAGAUCGACGACUCGCUGGUCAUCUCGCAGAUCAUUUUCAAGGUCUCGGAGCAGAUCGGGCUCACCAAUCCGGAAGAGUACGGCAUGAAGCGACCCGAGGACAAGGAUGACUACUCCAAAUGGCUCCCACUCGACCGGACGCUCGAAAACGCGGGCAUCAUGCCGGGCGACGUCCUGCUGUUCAUGAAGAAGCUCUUCUUCUACGACAAGUUUAUCGACGAGAAGGACGAGGUCGCCCUCAACAUGCUCUACUGCCAAACUCGCGACGCCAUCCUCAACUGCUCACUCGAGCUGGAGUCCGAGGAGGAGGUCGCGCUCUUUGGCUCCAUCAUCUACCUUGACACGGUCGGCCCCUAUGACGACUCCAAGGGCGAACCCAAGCUCACCGACCUUUCCCCAUACGUGCCCAACAUCUCCAAGUGGCACAAGUCCAAGAAGCUCGCCGCUGCCAUCGUCCGCCGAUACAAGGCCCUCGGCGGGCCGACACUCAAAAAGUACACCUCGGCCGCCGGCGCUCCGGACCACCAGGCGUACCAGGCUGCCUACGUCAGCUUUAUGGCCCAGAACAAGUCUAAGUUUUGCCAAAUCGCAAGGACCAAGCCGCUCUACGGCUACGUCUACUUUGACGCCUCGAUGAAGCGCCGCCGCCGGCGCGCGCUCCGCAAAUCGAACAAGUUUGAGGCCAUGCCCGUCGUCCUCGCCCUCGGCCGCGACUACUUCCUUGUCCUCGACCCCAAGAAGGACCGCGAAAUCGUCAUUGAGCACCACUACCAGGAAGUCCUCCAGUGGCAGGGAACUGGCAACAAGCUCACCAUUGACUGCGCAGAGUACGAGGACUCGCUUCUCACUUUCCUCACCUCGGACGCAGAGCCCAUCGCCGAGUACCUCCGCUCCUACAUCUCGCUUCACCGCCGCCGAGUCGACGACCCGCUCGCUGACCCAGCCGCCCUCACCGGCGCCGACGAUGACGCCAUCGCUACAGGCGACGCCGGCGGUGCCGGGCCGUCCGGCCGCUCCUUUGCCGUCCGCCCGCCCGCAUCGGACGACGACGACGUCCCGCACGACAUUGCCGACGUCAAAGUCCUCAUCGAGGCGCUUCCGCUGGACAACAAGACCAUUGUCGAGGGCCCGCCGCUCGACGCACCCACCCCCGAGCACCGGCUCGUGGUCACCACAAAGACCAAGGAUGCCAUCUCCAGCCAGCUCGUUGAGGCCUCCAAGGCCUCGCAGGCCCUCCUCCUCGCUGCCCUCACCCCGGGACCGGACGCCGCGGGCUUUGACGCGGCAGACCUCCUCCGCGCUGCGCGCUCGCUCGACGACGCCCUCAACUCGCUCGUUGGUCAUGUCGGUACCGCCGCUGGCAUCUCGGAUAAGGACGGCGACGACUGCCUCGACGACAUGGCCAAGCUCGCCGCAAACUCAUCCGUCAUGGUCAAGGCCGCCACCGUCGCUGCCCUCGGUACUGCCGCCGGCGAGGUUGACACCAUCGCCCUCAGCGACCUGCUGGAGGCCUCCCGCGACGUCGGCUUUGCCCUCAAGAACCUCCUCGGCUCCACCCAGGUCAUCGGCACCGUCAACGACAUUCCCGAGCUUCCCGCUAACAUGCUCGACCUCCUCGCCGCUGCCGAUGCUGUCGCCGCCGCCCUCAAGGACAUGACCGGCCUCCUCCCGCGCCUCUCGUCUACUGAUCCUGAUUCGCCCGAGGCCGCCGUCGCUGCGGAGCUCAGCAGCCUCUCGCUCGAAGGCGACAAGCUCCGCUCCACCCUCUCGCUCGCCGCAGUCGCCUACGCCGACGACGACCAGCUCGCAGCCAUGGACUCCAAAGUCGAGGCGCUCCGUCUUCGGCUCGCAGCGCUCGACGACCUUCUCGUCACGCUUCCGCCCGGCGCCGACGACCUCCUUGCCGCCGCCGCCGCCGUCCGCGACGCCCUUGCCACCCUCAUUGACGCUAAGGACUCGGUCGUUCACCCUGCAGACCGCUCUGCCGAAGUCGAGGACGCCGCAGGCCUUGUCAAGGCGGACGUUGCUGAACUCAUCGCCCUCGUCUCGUCGGACAGACUCAAGAAGAAGCGUCUGCUCGUCGCCAUGAAGGGCGUCGCCAACGACGCCGCCCGCCUCGGCCUCCUCGCAGACCUCGAGGCCCAGUCGGUCAUUGAUUCGGAGCUCCAGAAGUCGCUCCUUGCCGCCGCCAAGGACCUCUCCGAGGCCAUGAUGAACCUCAUUUCGGCUUCCACCUCGCUCUCCAAGUCGCUUGACUCGGAGAAGAAGCGCGCAAAGACGAUCACCGCCGCAGCCAACGUCGGCGACUACGCCUCCCAGUUUAUGAUGGUCCGCACUCGCAUCGCCGCCAUGAACACCCUCGUCGCCGCCUCCAAGUCCACCCUUGCCGCCGUCGAACUCACCGUCACCGAAGCCGCCCUCGAACUCAACGACAUCCGAAACCAGUCGCGCAAGGCCGACCUCGACCGCGCCAUGACCGCAGUCACCGCGCCAGCAGACGCACUCACCCACGCGCUCUACGUCUUCCUCGCUGCGCCAAACGACUCGGCCUACCAAGCCGAGCUCAUCUCGUCCGCAGGCACCGCCAUUCGCAAGUUCACCAUCCUUGCUCAAGUUGGCAAGGCCGCUGCUGCCCUCUCCGACGACUCCAUUUACCUCCUCUCCGCCGCACAGGCCCUCGCAGACGCCCUUGCCACCCUCAAGGCCUCGCUCAAGGAUGCUUCCACCGCCUGCUGGCAGCUCGAGGUUGACGACGCCCUCGCCAACAUGCGCGAGUCGAUCGACGACGUCACAGGCGCCCUAGCCGAUCACGCCGCAGGUACCCUUGCCCCAGAGUCCAACGCCACCCAGCAGUCCGCCCAGGACGAGCUCCUUUCCAACCUCACCUCCAUGGCCGGCUUCAUCGUGCUCACCUCUGCCGCCGUCCUCGACGCCCGCGCAGCGGAGCUCUCAUCGUCCAUCAAGGCCAUGGCCGACGAGAUCCAAUACCUCGUCGAUGCCGCAGAGGCUGUCGCCGUCAACUCGUCGUCGUCCGCAACCACGAGCGCCUGCCUAGUUGCAGGCAAGGAUGCCGCAGAUGCCACCCUCGCCUUUGCCCUCGUUGCAAAGGCUGGCAUGCUCCACAACUCGGACCCUCAGCUCGCCCACAAGCUCGACGCCACCGCUACUGCUCUCUCCGCUACCCUUGUCGCCCUCCGCCAGGCUCUCCCGGGCAUCGGCACCAUCGACGUCGCCAUUUCUCAGAUCGAGGCCGCCGCCGCCUGCCUUGAUCCGCGUGCUCUCCCGCCCGUCGAUGCCGACGACGUCUUUGAUGAUGCCAAGGUGGAGCUCUCAGGCGCUGUCCGCGCCCUCGCUUCCGGCCUCCUGCAGCUCCACCCGGCCGCCAACGAGUCGCCGGACGCCCUCUCCCACGCUGUCUCCACUGUUCUCGACCUUGUCAAGUCUGUCCUCGCCCUCUCCAUGAACUGCGCCGCCCUCACCUCGGUCUCCACCGCCCGCGCCUCCAUUGUCGCCUCGGCCCGCGCUGCUGCCGAGUCGAUCGUUGCCGCCCUCGCCGCCACAAAGGCCUACGCCUGUGACUUUGACUCUCCCGACACCGCCACCGCCCUCCGCGCCGCUGCAGACUCAGCGGCCUCGGCCCUCGAGGUCCUCCUUCGCGCCCUCGCCUCGGGCGAGAUGGUCGAAGGCGAUUCAGUCGCCGCCAACUGCGAGCUCGCCGCACAGCGCAUCGAAGCUGCUGCAAAACGCCUCGUUCUCGACGAGCUGCCCGACGGCGACGAGGCUGCCUUCAAGUCGGCACAGGCUGAGCUCCUCGGUGCCGCCAAGGAGCUCUCGCAGGCCACCGACCAGCUCGCCCUCUACGCCAAGGCAGGCAAGGCCAAGAAGACAGGUGCUGCAUCGGUUGAGCUCGCUGACGUAACCGUCACCGUUGUUGACGCGGUCCUCACCGCCGCCGCCUCGCUCCCGGGUACCGGGCCAUCGGGCCUCUCACCAGCCGCCUUCAAGCCAGCCGUCAAGGACUGCCUCGACGCCAUUCGCACCAUGAUCCAGGCUGACUCGGCCCACAAGCCCGACAAGGCCCUGCUCAAGACCGUCGCCGCCGUCGGCCGCGCCGUCAUGGCCCUCGCCUCUGCACUCAACGACAAGGCCGAACUCGUUGACGACGACGCUGUCGUCAACGAGAUGGCAGUCUACGCCACCGCCCUCCAAAAGGCCGCCCGCAAGCUCAUUCUCGCUGCAGGCGCCUACGUGCCCAAGCGAGACGACUCGGACUUGCACUCCAAGUUCCUCUCGCGGGCCAAAAAUGUUGCCGUCAAGUGCACAAAGCUCAACGAGUUUGCCAAGAUCCGCUUUGCCUCAACUGGCCGCGCCUCGGCCGCAUCCUCCUCGGCCGCUCUCGCUCUCGCGCUGCGCCAGCGCGAGAUGAUCGACGCCUCGGCUGCGACUGGAGACGCUGCGUUGACAAACCCGGACUCGGGCAGCCUCUCCAGUGUUGCCCUCGCCGCCUUAGGCCCGGCCGCUAGCCUCGGCCAGCUCCCGCCAGGCGUUGCUGCCCAGCUCAAUCUUCUCUCGCUCGCCGCCGAGCUUGCCGACGCCCUCGGCCACCUGGUUGGCGCCGCCAAGAUGUCGACGGCCGCGCCCGACGACGCCUCCUCGUCGGCCAUGCUCUCAUCUGCCGCCGCGCCCGUCGCUGACGCUCUUGACGCGCUCAUUGAUGCCACCCGCUACGCAGGUCCGGGCGAGGCCGCUUGCGAGCGCGCCAUUGCCACAGGCUCGACCGUCGUCGCCAAACUCGCCGACGCCGGCCUCAACAUCUCGGUCGGUGCCCUCGCGCUCGCUCCGAGCCCCGAUCACGGACUGCAUGUCAACGACCUUCUUGUGGCUGCUCGCGAGCUUUCAGACGCUCUCAACGCUCUUGUUCUCGCCGCAGGCACCUCGCCCAAGGCGCUCGCUACCGCCGGAGACAGCCUCGCCGGUGUCGUGGGCAAGUUUGGAGCCGCCGCACUCACCGUCGCCACCACUUCGGCCGACGUUGCGUCGGCCGCCCAGACCCUCCGCCUCGCCAAGGACGUCGUGGAGCAGGCAAACUCGGUUUGUAGCGCCGCCCGCGACGCAGGAGGCGACCCGGAUGCUCGUGGCGCGCUCAAGGCCACCCAGACCGGAAACGCGCUGACCCUUGAGACGCUCCAGGCCCUUGUCGACUUUCUGGGCUCGCUCGCGGCGUCGGGCCACGACUGCGACGUUGCCAUCGUCAACAUCGAGAACGCGACCCGUGCCCUUGACCGCAAGCUUGCCCCGCCGGCCACCAAGGCGCACAAGGAGCUCGAGCGCGCCCUGCGCGCUGCCGCCAAGCGCCUCGUCGGCGCCAUGGCCAAGAUCGUCCACGCCUCCAAGGACACGCCCAGCGAGCUCGGCGCCGCCUCCAAAGACGCUGCAAAGAUCUUCCCAGACCUUGUUGCCGUUGUCAUCGGCGAGUCGGCGCUGGUGGCCGGCACCGACGCUGCCGCAGCCCUCGACGCCGCCAUGCGCUCACUCGCCGACGCUUGCAUCGGCCUCGUCGAGGCUGCCAAGGCCGUCGAACUCUCCCCAAAAGACGCUGCAGCCAAGGCUGGUGUAUCGGGCGCCUCGGAAGCCGUCACUAAGGACAUCACUGGCCUGCUCCUCGCCUCCAAGGCUGUCGGCGCCCUGCAAAAGGAGUCGGAGGAGGCCAAGCGCGUCAUCGAGGAGGCCCUUGUCGAGCUCUCCACCUCGCUCUACCUCGCCUCGAACGAGCAGCUCUACGUCCGCGCCACCCAGUCGUACAAGUCGCACGAGAACGCCAUCGACGCUCAGUGCAAGACCGUCGCCCACGCCGUGUCGGAGAUGCUCAAGGCUGCCGACGGCCCGCUCGCUGCUCUCGGCACCAUCGCUCUUCACUCGGCUGAGGCCGUCAAGCACCUCGUGCUCAUCGUCGUCGCGGCCGCUUCGGGCCUCGACGCCGCCGCCCUCCAAAUCCCACUUCUCAACGCCGCCAAGGCCCUCGCGACUGCCUUUGUCACUUUCAUCGACGCCUGCCAGGCCAACGGCGAGGCCUCUGGCGGCGCCAAGAAGCACGCCAAGAAGGCUGUCAAGGCGGCCGCGAAGGCCGUGGCCAUGGCCAUCGCCGCCAUGAUCAACGCCGCAAAGGAGACCGCCGCGGACGCCAUGGCUGGCACAAAGGCGCUCCUCUCAGCGGCCGCCAAGAUUGCAAAGGCUCGCGACGAGCUCGCCGCCGGCGCUGCGUCACCCGCCGGCGCUCAUGGCUCUGUCUCGGGUGAGGAGCUCAUUCCGGCUGCCAAGGCCACAAACACCGCCGCUGCAAAGCUCUACUUUGCGUCGACAAAGGGCCAGGACGUCAUUGCUGCCCGUGCAAACGAUCUUGCUGCCUCUGCAGUGCCGCUCCUCGCCCUUGUCGCUGCCGCCGCCGCCGCCCCGGGUCUGCCAGACGCUGACGUCUCGGGCCUCCUCUCUGCCGCCCGCGCCCUUGCCGAUGCCCUGGCUACUCUUCUCGAGCGCAUGCAGGAUGUGAGCGCCGAGCCGAGUGAUCUCGCGCCGGCCUCGCGCGCCGUCGGUACUGCUGUCGCAGACCUUGUCGGCGUCGCCUCGUUCCUCGGUCAGGCACCCGCUGACCUCUCGGAUGCGCCCGCAGACGUUGCCGAGCGCGCACUCAACUCGGCCGCCGACUCGAUUGACGCCGCCGCCGCCCGCCUCCGCGAGCUCCAGGCCGAGCAGGCUGCGCUCGCCUCGGCCUCGGCCCGCUACUCGUCAUCGCUCCUCGGCUCAUGCCUCGGCAUGGCCGACGCCACCGCAGAGCUUGUCCGUGCCGCACAGCUUGCUCAGGCUGAAAUCGUGGCAUCGGGCGCCACUCACGACGGGGAAGUCUUCCAUGCCGACCCCAAGUGGGCUGAGGGUCUUGUCUCCGCCGCACGCGAAGUUGUCGCUGCUACCGAGCAGCUCGUCAUCUACGCCGACGCCUUUGUCAAGGGUGAUGGCGACGACGCCUACAUCGUCGCCGCGUCGCAGGUUGUGUCCUCUGCCACAGCCCACCUCGUCAUGGCCGCCCGUGCCAAGGCCGCCUCGCUCGUCUCGGAACCGCAGGUCCGUCUCGACAAGGCUGCCAAGGCUGUCAAGCGCGCCACCCGCGACCUCGUCUCCACCGUCGAGGCCUCUAUCGAGGACGACGUUGCCGACAACGGCAACCGCUCGCUCUCCAUCCGCGAGAAGUUUGAGCGCCAGGAAAAGGUCCGCCGCAUGGAGGAGGAGCUCGCCCGCCUCCAGCAAAACCUCAACAAGGCUUUGUACCCGCUCAUCUGCGCACCGUGUUCCGAGGGAUCGUUCUCGUACACGCUCUCUGCCGAAGCGUGCGUGGCGUAUCCAGCAUGCCCGGACCACACCCGACGCGUGUCCAAGGGCAGUACCUUGUUUGCCCCGCCAUGCGUGUGCAAGCCCGGGUACUAUGCGCCUCGGCUCGUACCGGAUGUGGCGUGUGUGGCGUGCCCACGCGGCGGCGUGUGCGUCGGCGACUCGCUGCGGCGGCCGUCUGCAGCGGCUGGCUACUUUGAUGUCUCCAACGUGACUGGCGCGGUACUGCAGCUGGAGGCGUGCCCGCGACCUAGCGCGUGCAUGGCGGACUCGCAGUGCGCCGAGGGCACGAGCGGUUUUAUGUGCCGGGUAUGUGGCAGCGGGUACUACACCGAUGCUGACGGCGAUUGUGCCAUGUGUCCAGGCUACGCGCGGGCGGCGUUUGCGACGUUUCUGGUGGCGCUGGCGGUGGUGCUGGUGGCCGGACUGGCAGGCGUAAUCCGCUUAACGUACCGACGUGGGGAGGAUAUGCGGGCCCUGGCCUCGCUGCCGCACGGAGUCAAGGCUGGCGUGCUGUUUGUGCAGACGCUUGCGGUCAUCGGCUCGGCGACGCUACUCAAAUGGCCCAGCGCGGUCUUUGCGCUCCUCAACACCUUUUCGAUUUUCAACCUCACCAUCUCGCUGGUGGGUGCAGAGUGCGUGCUCGGCGGAUUUGUCGAGACGUACGUGCUCUCUGUUCUGCUCCCGACGGCGCUUGUGGUACUGAUUGCUUUUGCUGCCGGAUGUGCGCGUUGGUUGUGUGGUAUGGGCCAUGUUCGGUUGGGCGCGGUUGUCCAGCGUGCACUCUGUGUCCUUGGGCCGAUGAUGUACAUCACGGCGGCACACGGCUCGCUGCUGCUGUUUGACUGCACGCGGCUCCCGUCGGGUGAGUACGUGCUUGACGCUGACGUCGGCGAAAACUGCUACGACGCGCAGUGGUACACAAUGCUCCCGUUUGGACUCUACGCAGUGGUCAUGUACGUCAUCGGGCUUCCAGCGUACGUGGGCAUUGCGCUGUGGCGGUCGCGGCGGGUACUGCACGAACCACAGAUCCAGAUCAAGCUCGGCAUCCUCUACCGCGCCUUCAAGCCGCAGUUCUACAUGUACGAAGUGUGGCUCCUCGGCAAGCGGCUGGUACUUGUUGCGGCGUCGCUGUUCUUCUCUCGGCUCAUGGUGUGGCUCAUUUUCCUGCUUGUGGUACUCUUUGCCUCGUUUGCCGCCAUCCAGCUCCGGCUCGCGCCGUUUCGCCUACCUGCUCACAACAGGCUCGAGCUUCAGCUCGACUCAAUUGUCAUUUUUCUUCUCCUCCUCGGGGCCUUUUUCUGGGCCGAUGACUUUCCCAAUCCUGUCUCCCACGCCCUCUUUGUGGUCAUGGCCAUCGCGGCCAUCUGUCUCGCGCUCCUGCUCGUGCUGCGGACCACACUCCGCGAGUUCCGCGGUCGGCGCAAGCAGGCGGCAGCAGUGGGCGUGGAGAUGGCCGAGGCCGGAGGCAGUGGCUCGGCGCGGAGCUUGUCGUCGGUGGUUUUGUUGUCAGAGGAACGCAGCGAGGAAGAGAGCGACUCGGCGUCGGUGCUGUCAGUGUCUGGAUAAAGCAGCGGUGCCUGG
Thecamonas trahens ATCC 50062 is the source of this 9294-nucleotide messenger RNA. RefSeq lists its product as uncharacterized. Lineage: Eukaryota; Apusomonadida; Apusomonadidae. Gene Ontology annotation, cellular component: cytoskeleton; plasma membrane; focal adhesion. Gene Ontology annotation, biological process: cell-cell adhesion. The coding region runs from base 1 to 9279 and encodes 3092 amino acids. Gene Ontology annotation, molecular function: actin filament binding; integrin binding. The transcript is spliced from 3 exons. The record is from RefSeq and is a predicted model, not a curated record.